Messenger RNA from Syngnathoides biaculeatus (alligator pipefish), 1370 nucleotides. It is a transcript of the gene lrtm2a, whose product is annotated as leucine-rich repeats and transmembrane domains 2a. Lineage: Eukaryota; Metazoa; Chordata; Actinopteri; Syngnathiformes; Syngnathidae. Gene Ontology annotation, molecular function: protein binding. Gene Ontology annotation, cellular component: plasma membrane. The transcript is spliced from 7 exons. Bases 225 to 1370 code for a protein of 381 amino acids. The record is from RefSeq and is a predicted model, not a curated record.
UUUUUUUCCCCCUAUAGCAUCCCGCGUUCCAGAAUCUUCCCAAAAAAUUAAACAGGGAUGUUGCGGGAAGGGAUGUGUGAAAGGCGAGAGCAGUGACGCUGGUACACGCUGAAAUAUUUAGCCAAAAGGUGUUUACGCUCUCUGCAUUCGCAGGCCUCGUAGAAGCUGCAGGCAUGGCCGCCUGAGGCCUCCCGCCACCGCCGCCACUGAGGAAGUCGCGCGUCAUGCCCCCCCACAGCCGCUUCCCAGGGGGCAUCGGGCUGCCCACGUCCGGACCCGUCUUCCUCUGCCUGCUGGUGGCGCUGCUCCAGCCGGCCUCCCUUUGCCCCCCGCCCUGUCUCUGCUCUUCAGACGGCCGGCUGGUGGACUGCGGGGGCCGCGGCCUCUCCUCGCCCCCUCCCCUGCACCUUCUGCCAGCGGGGAGUCGCUCGCUCCUGCUGGCCAACAACAAGCUGGCUUCGCUGGGAGCCUCGGCCUUCGCUAACCUCUCCUCUCUGGAGGAACUGGACCUCUCGAACAACUACCUUGACAAUUUACCGGCUGGAUUAUUCCGAGACAUGAGCAAUCUGACCAAACUGAGCCUGAACAACAACUCUCUUACAGGAAUGGACAGAGAGCUCUUCCAGGGUCUGGGGGGUCUCCAGAGUCUGGAUCUUUCACUCAACGGCCUGGCAUCUGUUCCUUUGGGGCUUUUGGAUGAAGUCGAGGGGCUCAGGUGGCUGUCUCUGGCUGGUAACAGGCUUCGCGGAUUGGAGAGGGCGGCGUUUGAGCCUCUCGCCCACCUCCAACACCUGGAACUGGGACACAACCCCUGGGAAUGUGACUGCAACCUACGGGAGUUCAAACACUGGAUGGAGUGGCUAUUGUACAGAGGCGGAAAGGUGGAUGCAGUGGAGUGCACGCUACCGAAAGAUCUGCGGGGGCGAGACAUCCGUGGCGUUCCCGUGGAAAUGUUCAACUACUGCCUGCAGCUCGAGGAUGAGAACGGGGGAGGAGGAGGCGAAGGAUCCCGAGGAGGGCCUCCCUGCAGCAGGGGCGCUCUUAACCCCAGCGGUGUGCCGCCAAUUUCUGGUGGUGAUGACUCCUCUUCAAACACAGGAGGAAGGGGAGGUGGCGAGGCCCCGGCAGAAUGCGUGCGCGCCCGCUACCGGCCCGUGAGCGUGCGGCGCGCCAUCGGCACGGUGGUGAUCGCCGGCGUGGUGUGCGGCAUCGUCUGCAUCAUGAUGGUGGCCGCCGCUGCGUACGGUUGCAUCUACGCCUCGCUCAUGGCCAAAUAUCAGCGGGAGCUGAAGAAGAGGCAGCCGCUCAUGGGAGACGGCGAGGUGGACGCGGAUGACAGGGAUGAGAAACAGAUCUCUUCGGUGGCGUAG